CUUGAGGAUGGCUCGUGUAUUACAGAUUCAAUGAGUGAAAAUGCUAUGCACAGUUUAGACAGAAACGACGAGCCAUGCACUGCUUUUAUUUCGGCCACAAUUAAAUUUCAUGGCGUGGCAGACGAAGUCGAAACGAAAGAGACGUUUGUGGCGAACAAGAUAACCAUGAAACGAGUACCACGACCAGGGUAGGCAGUACACGACACGAAGAAAGCUCUAAGAGAACUGAGAGAAAGUCAAGAGUUCCAGAGAUGGGACCAGACAUGUUCAAUGUACAGUCCAAUAUACAUACAUAUAGAGAGAGAGGCACAAGUCCAGGAGGAUCCCAACUUCGAGCUCAGCAUUUACUUGAGGCAGUUGCAGGUUCUGUUGUUCCAGUUACGCAGAUUUGUUUGGAUCAGCUCACUAGAUUAAUGUCAUUUAUUGUUUCUGGAAAGUUGAAUGCUAGCAUAUCUCCGUGGCUGGUAGGAGCUCCCCUGACCGCCCUCCGCAAGAAAACGGGAGGUUACCGGCCAAUAGCAGUGGGGGAAGUUAUCCGUUGUUUAGCUAGCAGGCUUUGUUGUGCGGCUGCAAAAUCUGGUCUUCCAGAUUUAUUGCUACCAUAUGGUCAAGUGGGUGUCGGAACCAAGGGAGGAUUGGAAGCUGCAAUUCAUACAUUGCGUACUGUCUUCAAGGAGGAAGGUCACGAAGAUGAUCUAUGCUGUUUCAAAGUAGACAUGCAAAAUGCAUUUAAUGAAUGUGACCGUUCAUCGUUUUUGGAACUUGUCAAGGAAGACUUGCCUGAUUUAUUUCCCUAUGUGCAGUGGUGUUACACAACUACAGGAGAAUUAAGAUUUGGUCAACAUCGUAUUUUGUCAACAACUGGAGUGCAGCAAGGUGACCCUCUGGGUCCUCUGCUUUUCUCACUUGUAGUCCUUCAAUUGUUGGAUACCAUUGGUUCAAUCGAUGGACUUUUCCUUCACGUUUGGUAUCUUGAUGACGGUACCUUUGUUGGGACCAGAGACGCUGUGUUCUUCGUUCUUGAAUUCAUUGAUUAACAAUGGACCGUCUUUUGGCUUAAAACUCAACCUGAAGAAGUGCGAAGUCUGUUGGCCGUCAGGUGAUCAAUCAUUUCCUAAGUUUCCAUCACAAAUCCGCCGCAUCUGCAUUGAAGAUACCGGAGUUGAGCUGUUUGGGUCACCCGUCUGUGGAACGGAUGAUUUUUACAGUGCCAUUGUAGGCAAAAGGGUUGACAGUGUGCUUGAAAAUCAAAGCUUUCUGCCAGAAUUCAACAACCCCCAAGUCGAGCUUCAUCUACUUUGCAGUUGCCUCAGCCUCUGCAAGAUCAAUAAUCUUCUCAGAACAGUUCCUCCGGGCACAACUGAUCACCAUUGGACACGCUUUGACACCGGGACUUGACGUUCUCUAGAACUUAUAACUAAGACUUCUCUGCCUGAUGCUUCUUGGCAGCAAGCUACUCUACCAAUGCGCAUGGGAGGCCUGGGGUUGAGACAGGCAGCUACAACUUCGGCUGCCGCUUUUCUUGGUAGCUGUCAAGCUUCUCGGGAGCUUUCAACACGCCUUCUAGUCCAGAACAAGAAGUUGCCUACACCUGUGUUAGUUCCAACGUCACCAAUGUUUGUCGAAUCACCUUGUACGCCGAUAUCCAUCCCAGGUGAAGAAAACGCCCUUGUCCGGUAUAGACAAGUUGUGGCUAGUUACGGCGAGGACGGUCAUCCUAAUAACUCUUCUGGUGAGUCUCAACGUGUAUUACAGAGGCAGCUGGAUGACGCAUUGCUCUCCACCCUUAAAGACACAAGCAGUCUUUGAGACAAGGCACGUCUCAACACAGAGUCGUCAGUUCAUGCUGCAGCAUGGUUACGGGCCAUUCCAAACGUUAAGUUAGGCCUAUCCAUGGCUCCGCAUGAAUUUACAGUUGCUCUGAAGCUAUGGCUUGGAAUUCCGAUUAUUUCUCCUUCACAAUCAAUACGUUGUUCCUGUGGGCGUGUAAUUGAUUGCUUUGGCGACCAUCUUUUUGGAUGUCGUCAUGGUUCUUUACGUUCUAAACGCCACGAUGCACUGAGGGACAUCAUAUAUCACGCAUUACUGGUGGAUAACGAAGGCGCUCAGCUCGAGCAACAUUGUGGUCCAGACAGCAAUAGCCGCCCUGGAGAUAUCUUUCAUCCAGAUUUCGCUGAUGGACGACCAGGUUAUUUCGACGUUUCGAUAAGAAACACCAUGCAGCCGGCGUACGUCGCUAAAUCCGCCAUUUCUGCUGGAGCCGCUGCAAUGGCUGGUGAAGAAGAGAAAGACCAUCGACAGACAGCGAAGUCAAUGCGGCAGGAGGUUACUUCUACCCAAUAAUAGUGGAGUCUUUUGGUUUGUGGACGUCUUCCAGUCUUGCCACUUUGAAGGUUAUCGCGUCCAAGACCACAGCAAAGACCAGAAUAAGUUUUAGUAGGGCAGUCAGUAACUUGCUGCAACAGCUUUCAGUUCGCUUAUUUCAGUUUAACGCACGUAUGAUUUGCACUAGUUUGCGAUUUGACGCUGAGUUUGACUUUUGGGAUUUGCCAACUUUGGCAGGGGACGGG
Messenger RNA from Corticium candelabrum, 2570 nucleotides. RefSeq lists its product as uncharacterized. Lineage: Eukaryota; Metazoa; Porifera; Homoscleromorpha; Homosclerophorida; Plakinidae. The record is from RefSeq and is a predicted model, not a curated record. The coding region runs from base 252 to 1037 and encodes 261 amino acids. The transcript has a single exon.